CCGCAAUGGAAAUCACAGUUAUCUGGCUCGUCCGAUCAAAUCAGAGAUCACGGGUUGGACAGGGGCUAGUCAUCGCGCUGGGCGGAGUCGCUUGAAUACGGCAAUUUGCAGCGACUCCUCACGCUGCUUGCUUCCGCCCACCAUCUCCCCCGCCCGCGAGCUCGUCGUCCAAAGCCAGCAGCAACAGCCGUCCGCCUCCACAUCCGCUGCCAGUCCUUCUAUGGCCAUAGUCGAAGCGUCCGUCCCGGCCAGCACCUCUUACAACCCAGAAUCCCUCCCCAUCGUCUCCGACCAUGCUUCUCCCGAAAACGUCGCCAGCUUCAACGCUGUAGAGCGCGACCCGAACUCCUUCGACGGAUCCCUCCCCGCGAAUCAGGGUCUCUACCUCAACGACAAUGAGAAGGACUCCUGCGGUGUCGGCUUCAUCUGUCACAUCCGCGGUCAGCCUACCCACAAAAUCGUAUCCGAUGCGCGCCAGCUCCUCUGUGCGAUGACCCAUCGCGGAGCCACGGGCGCAGACAGCCGCGAUGGUGAUGGCGCGGGCGUCAUGACUGGCAUCCCUCACGAGUUCUUUGUCCGGGAGGCGGAGCGUGAUCUCGGCUGCAAGCUCCCCAACCCAGGCGAAUACGCCGUGGGCAACAUCUUCUUCAAGGCGAACGACCCCGUCCAGCUGCAGAGCCAGCAGGCGACGUUCUCCCGCAUCGCCAUCGACCUUGGCCUGCGUGUCCUCGGCUGGCGUGAGGUCCCUACUGAUGGGACGAUCCUCGGCCCCGCUGCAAGCAGCAAGGAGCCGACUAUCCUUCAGCCCUUCGUUGUCUUGCAAGCGCACUACGGCGAUGGCUCUGUCAGCCAAGGAGGCACGUUCGAUGAACGUCACUUCGAGCGUCAACUCUACGUGCUUCGCAAGCACGCUACCCAUACUAUUACUCUCGCGAAGGGCUUCUACAUCUGCUCGUUGUCCUCCAAGAACAUUGUGUACAAGGGACAGCUUUCCCCACCUCAAGUGUACAACUACUUCCACGAUCUCAAUCAUGUACUAUACAGCGCGCACUUUGCGCUUGUACACUCCCGCUUCUCCACGAACACCUUCCCCAGUUGGGACCGUGCGCAGCCGAUGAGAUGGGCGGCUCACAAUGGUGAGAUUAACACUGUUCGCGGGAACAAGAACUGGAUGCGCGCCCGCGAGGGAGUCAUCGCAUCUCAGAGCUUCGGUGACGAGCUCGACCUUCUCUACCCUAUCAUUGAGACCGGUGGUUCCGACUCGGCGGCAUUCGACAACGUGCUCGAGCUGCUCACCGUCAACGGCAUUCUGACGCUUCCGGAGGCUGUUAUGAUGCUUAUUCCCGAAGCAUGGCAAGGGAACGAGAUCAUGGAGCCGGAGAAGCGCGCCUUCUACAACUGGGCUGCGUGCCUGCAGGAGCCGUGGGACGGUCCCGCCCUCUUCACUUUCAGUGACGGCCGCUACUGUGGCGCGAACCUUGACCGUAACGGUCUUCGUCCGUGUCGGUACAUCGUCACGAACGACGACAUCAUGGUCUGCGCCUCCGAGGUCGGUGCUGUCUACAUCUCCCCGGAGAAGGUUGUGCAGAAAGGCCGUCUCAAGCCCGGUCGCAUGUUGCUCGUCGACACGGUCGAGGGUCGCAUUGUCGAUGACAGGGAGCUCAAGCUCACAACUGCGCGGUCGAAGAACUUUGCGUCUUGGGUUGAGACGCACAUCCUCCAUGUGCCGCAGAUCGUGAAGCGCGUCCGUCGCAGCCGUGUCGCACUCGAGCCCGUCCUCGACGACUCCCCCUUGAGCACCGACCCUAAGCUCCUCGCGUUUGGAUUCACCGUCGAGCAGCUCAAUCUUCUCAUGCUCCCCAUGGUCACCGACGGCAAGGAGGCGCUCGGCUCCAUGGGUAACGACGCGCCGCUCGCCGCGAUGGCGACCCAGCCCAAGAGCCUCUACGACUACUUCCGCCAGCUCUUCGCGCAGGUCACGAACCCGCCGAUCGACCCCAUCCGCGAGAGCAUCGUCAUGUCGCUCGAGACGUACGUCGGCCCGGAGGGCAACUUGCUCGAGAUGAAGCCCGAGCAGUGCCACCGCAUCCUCCUCCCGUCGCCCAUCCUCGACAUCGAGGAGAUGAACGCGAUGAAGAACCUCAAGCUGGCGUACGGGACGUGGCCGUCGCGCACCAUCGACAUCACGUUCCCGAAGGGCGAUGGGCUGCCGGGGUACCAGCUCGCGCUGGAGCGCGUGUGCAGCGAGGCGAUGGAGGCGAUUGAGGACGGGAUGAAGGUGAUUGUGCUCAGUGACAAGGCGACGGGGCCGGAGCGCGUUCCGCUGUCUGCGAUCAUUGCGUGCGGUGGUGUCCACCACCAUCUCGUCGCGCACAAGAUGCGCGCGAAGGUGGCGCUCAUGAUUGAGACCGGCGAGGCGCGCGAUGUUCACCACUGCUGUGUCCUCCUUGGGUACGGCGCGGACGCGAUCUGCCCGUGGCUCAUGAUGGAGACCAUCCACAAGGUUGGCCGCGAGGGACUGGUCAAGGACAACAAGACCGUCCCACAGCUUAUGGAGAACUACCGCCACUCGCUCGACAAUGGCAUCCUCAAGGUCAUGUCGAAGAUGGGUAUCUCGACGCUCGCAUCCUACAAGGGCGCUCAGAUCUUCGAGAUCAUGGGCCUUCACAGCCAGGUCGUUCAGCGUUGCUUCACCGGUACCGCGAGCCGUGUCCAGGGUGCGACCUUCGACCUCCUCGCGCUUGACGCCUUCGAGCUGCACGAGCGUGGCUGGCCGAGCCGCUACACCGAGAUCCCUCCCGGCAUGCCCGAGUCCGGCGAGUACCACUGGCGCGAUGGAGGCGAGCCGCACAUCAAUGACCCCGCUGGCAUCGCUAACCUUCAGGAUGCCGUCCGCGAGAAGAACCAGAGCGCGUUCGACGCCUACAUCCGCAACGCGAACGAGCAGACGAAGCGCGUGCACCUUCGUGGCCUUCUCGAGUUCAAGUUCGAGAACGCGACCCCCAUCCCGAUCGAGCAGGUUGAGCCGUGGAACGAGAUUGUCCGCCGCUUCGUCACGGGUGCGAUGUCGUACGGCUCUAUCUCCAUGGAGGCGCACUCGACGCUCGCUGUCGCCAUGAACCGUUUGGGCGGCAAGUCGAACACGGGCGAAGGUGGCGAGGACGCCGAGCGUUCGAACGUCCUGCCUACUGGCGACACUAUGCGCUCCGCCAUCAAGCAGGUCGCCUCCGGUCGCUUCGGUGUCACCUCGAACUACCUCGCCGACGCGGACGAGCUGCAGAUCAAGAUGGCGCAGGGCGCGAAGCCCGGCGAGGGCGGUGAGCUGCCCGGUCACAAGGUCUCGCAGUCCAUCGCGCGUACGCGCCACUCGACGGCAGGCGUCGGUCUCAUUUCCCCUCCCCCGCACCACGACAUCUACUCCAUCGAGGACCUGAAGCAGCUGAUCUACGACCUGAAGUGCGCGAACCCGCGCGCAAGGGUGUCGGUCAAGCUUGUGUCCGAGGUCGGCGUCGGUAUUGUCGCGAGCGGUGUCGCGAAGGCGAAGGCGGAUCACAUCCUCAUUUCGGGUCACGAUGGUGGUACGGGUGCGGCUCGCUGGACGGGCAUCAAGAGCGCGGGUUUGCCGUGGGAGCUCGGUCUCGCCGAGACGCACCAGACGCUUGUUCUGAACGACCUUCGUGGUCGUGUCACCGUGCAGACCGAUGGUCAGCUUCGUACGGGCCGCGACAUCGCCAUUGCCUGCAUGCUCGGUGCGGAGGAAUGGGGCUUCGCCACGGCGCCGCUCAUCGCCAUGGGCUGUAUCAUGAUGAGGAAGUGCCAUCUCAACACUUGCCCUGUCGGUAUUGCUACGCAGGACCCUCAGCUGCGCGCGAAGUUCGCUGGCCAGCCCGAGCAGGUCAUCAACUUCUUCUACUAUCUCGCUGAGGACCUCCGCGCGAUCAUGGCGAAGCUCGGCUUCCGCACGAUCAACGAGAUGGUCGGGCGCACAGAGAUGCUCAAGGUCAACGAGGCAUACCGUACUCCGAAGACCGCGUACCUCGACCUGUCCGCCGUCCUCAAGCCCGCCUGGCAGAUGCGUCCUGGCGCGGCUACGCACCGCGUCCGCUCGCAGGACCACAAGCUCUACAUCCGCCUCGACAACAAGUUCAUCGAUGAGUCGGAGCCGGCGCUCACGAAGGGUCUGCCCGUUCACAUCGAGUGCGACGUCACGAACACCGACCGCGCUCUCGGUACUUCAUUGUCGUACAAGGUCUCGAAGCAGUACGGCGAGGAGGGCUUGCCAAAGGACACCAUCCACAUCUCUAUGAAGGGCUCCGCCGGUCAGUCGUUGGGUGCCUUCCUCGCUCCUGGUAUCACUAUCGAGCUCGAGGGUGAUGCCAACGACUACGUCGGCAAGGGUCUGUCGGGCGGUCGCCUCAUUGUCUACCCGCCCAAGACGUCGACCUUCAAGGCUGAAGAGAACAUCAUCAUCGGCAAUGUCUGCUUGUACGGUGCUACCUCUGGCGAGGCGUUCAUUCGCGGUGUCGCUGCGGAGCGCUUCGCCGUCCGCAACUCGGGUGUGAACGCCGUAGUUGAGGGCACUGGUGACCACGGCUGCGAGUACAUGACGGGUGGCCGCGUUGUGGUUCUCGGAACCACUGGACGUAAUUUCGCUGCCGGUAUGAGCGGAGGUAUCGCCUACGUCCUCGACAUGGCCCACACCUUCGCCUCCAAGGUGAACAUGGAGAUGGUCGAGCUUGGCAAGGUCACGGACCCCAAGGAAAUCGCUGCGCUCCGCGGGCUCAUCGAGGACCAUCGCCACUACACUGGAUCCGAGGUCGCGGACCGCGUCCUCAAGGACUUCCACCACCUUCUCCCGCUCUUCGUCCGCGUCAUGCCUCUCGACUAUAAGCGCGUAUUGGAGGAGCAGGCGGCCCGCGAGAAGGAGGAGAAGGCGCGGCAGAGCGUCAUUGACCUCGUUCCCUCGCGUACCGCCAGCCAGGUCGACCUCGCUUCCGAGGGCUUGGAGGAUAUCUUGCAGCCGAAGCUCCAUCUCACCCCGAGCCCUAAGCCCAAGCACGAGCCUUCGGUUGGGGAUCUCGAGGACUCGCUUGUCGACGAUGCGACCACCAAGCAGCGCAUGCACAAGCUCGACAAGACCCGCGGCUUCAUGAAGUACAAGCGCCUUGGUGAGGCCUACCGUCCGCCGCGCAAGCGCGUCAAGGACUGGAAGGAGAUUUCCACGCGCCUGACGGAGACGGAGCUCAAGUACCAGUCCGCUCGGUGCAUGGACUGCGGUGUGCCCUUCUGCCAGUCGGACACGGGCUGCCCGAUCUCCAACAUCAUCCCCAAGUGGAACGAUCUCGUCUUCAAGGGCCAGUGGCAGGACGCGCUCAACCGCCUUCUCAUGACCAACAACUUCCCCGAGUUCACGGGUCGUGUCUGCCCCGCUCCCUGCGAGGGUGCCUGUGUUCUAGGAAUCAAUGAGCAGCCUGUCGGUAUCAAGUCCAUUGAGUGUGCCAUCAUUGACAAGGGCUUCGAGAUGGGGUGGAUGGCGCCCAAGCCGCCAGCGGUCCGAACCGGCAAGCGCGUGGCUAUCAUCGGUGCUGGUCCCGCGGGUCUCGCUUGCGCCGACCAGCUGAACAAGGCUGGCCACCUGGUCACCGUCUACGACCGUAACGAUCGCAUGGGUGGUCUUCUCAUGUACGGCAUUCCGAACAUGAAGCUUGACAAGAGUGUUGUACAGCGUCGCAUUGACCUGAUGGCAGCUGAGGGCAUUACCUUCGUCCCGAAUGCCCAUGUCGGUGUCAACGUCGAUGCCGAGGAGCUCAGGCAGGAGUACGAUGCCGUUGUCGCUUGCACCGGUGCGACAUGGCCUCGCGACCUCAAGAUCCCCCACCGUGACGCCGACGGCAUCCACUUCGCCAUGGAGUUCCUCCAGCUCAACACGAAGGCGCUCCUCGAUGACGGCCACCAGAACAGCAGCUACAUCAACGCCAAGGGCAAGGAUGUCAUCGUCAUCGGCGGUGGUGACACGGGCAAUGACUGUAUCGGUACCGCUAUGCGCCACGGCGCGAAGAGCGUCACCAACUUCGAGCUCCUUCCUCGCCCGCCUGCGGAGCGUGCCCGCGACAACCCUUGGCCGCAGUGGCCUAGGAUCUUCCGUACUGACUACGGUCACACGGAGGUCGCAUCGCACUUCGGCCGCGACCCUAGGGAGUACUGCAUCUCCACCAAGGACUUCGUUGUUGACGAUGAGGGCAAGCUUGUUGGUCUCAACACUGUGCGCGUUGAGUGGACCAAGGACAGCGGUGGCCGCUGGAAGAUGGAGGAGGUUCCCGGGUCGGAGAAGUUCUUCCCGGCUCAGCUCGUCUUCCUCGCGCUCGGCUUCCUCGGGCCCGAGAACGAGGUCAUCAAGGCGCUCGGCAUCAAGCAGGAUGCGCGCUCGAACAUCCAGACCGCUCCCAAGAAGUACAGCACGAACAUCGAGGGUGUCUUCGCCGCGGGCGACUGCAGGAGAGGCCAGUCGCUCAUCGUCUGGGGUAUCAACGAGGGUCGCAGCGCCGCCGCCGAGGUCGACAUGUACCUCGAGAAGAACACUCGUCUCCCGCUCGCCGGCAGCAUCAAGACGCGCGUCUUCGUUCCCCCGCCCAGCCAGCUCAGCGCCAAGGCUAUCCCUGUCCAGGCUUGAAACUUGCAGCUCGAGGCCUGAUAGACGUUAUGGAAGGUCGGACUGGUGGUUUCCCCCAUGUAUUUCUAGUUUCUCCGUUCAGCUUUCUACGUCGAAUGUGUUCUCUCAUCUAUCUCAUCUGUUCGCUGGUCCAGAGUCGUACGGAGGCAUAUAAUGCCCUGCUACUUUACUGUACAUACUUAGCCUCAAUGUCAUUCACUGUUGUUUGUUGUAA
Molecule: messenger RNA, 6884 nt
Organism: Schizophyllum commune H4-8
Lineage: Eukaryota; Fungi; Basidiomycota; Agaricomycetes; Agaricales; Schizophyllaceae
Product: glutamate synthase
Exons: 10
Coding region: 221-6670 (2149 amino acids)
Molecular function (GO): FMN binding; iron-sulfur cluster binding; iron ion binding
Source: RefSeq, a predicted model, not a curated record